Molecule: messenger RNA, 2055 nt
Organism: Poecile atricapillus (Black-capped chickadee)
Lineage: Eukaryota; Metazoa; Chordata; Aves; Passeriformes; Paridae
Product: dual specificity protein phosphatase 22-A-like
Exons: 8
Coding region: 231-833 (200 amino acids)
Biological process (GO): positive regulation of JNK cascade; regulation of cell population proliferation; protein dephosphorylation
Cellular component (GO): cytosol
Molecular function (GO): protein tyrosine/serine/threonine phosphatase activity
Source: RefSeq, a predicted model, not a curated record
UGCAGGUAGCCUUGGAGAAACCGCCUGAAUCCUGAUCCUGGGGAGAGAAAAUCCAUGGGGAGUGGAAUGAGCAAGAUUGUCACCGGCCUCUACCUGGGGAAUAUUCGAGCUUCUUCCAGAGCUCCAGAGCUGCCCCAAAUCCCCACCCCAAUUGCCAGUGACCCCAGUCUAGCCCAGGAAAGGGAUGUGGGAGCUGUGGUCUCCAGCCAUGCUGGAACACCAGGAAAUUCAUGGCAUGUUUGGAAACCUCCUCAGCAGCAAGGACACAGCAGCCUUUUCUGAGUUACCAGGACUCUGAGGACCACGAGAACCUGCUGAGGAAGGGAGUGACCCACAUCCUGUCCGUCCACAACCACGCCAAGCCCGUGCUGGAGGACAUGACCUAUCUGUGUAUCUCGGCCUCAGAUUCAUCCAGUCAAAACCUGCUGCAGCAUUUUAAGGAGUGCAUCCAGUUCAUCCACGAGUGCCGGCUCGCAGGGGGAGGCUGCCUGGUGCACUGCCUGGCAGGGGUGUCCCGCAGCUCCACCAUCCUGGUGGCCUACCUGAUGACAGUGACAGAGCUGGGCUGGGAGAGCUGCCUGGCUGCCACCAAGGCCGUGCGCUCCUACGUCAGCCCCAACCCCGGCUUCCAGCAGCAGCUGCAGGAAUACGAGAGGACGCUGCUCCAGGAGAGACAGGUGACAGGAGCGAGUGUGUGUGGAAAUGUCCCGUUUCCUGCCCAGAAUGAGGUGGAGCAGCAGGUUUCGGGAGAGCUGGAUGGGUUCCCAUCCUGUGCAGGGCAGGGAGGAUGGAGCAGAGCCGAGCUGGAUUCCAGCGGCUGGGAGAGCACUUAGUGCAGAGAUCAGAGCUGCACUUUUGACCUGGAAAGCCUUCGAAAGCAGAGGGAGAGGCCUUGAAAGGCGAAGGCAAAGACCUUAAAAAGCAAAAAAGGCUUUUGAAAGCACAGCUCCCACCUGGCUCUGCAGCUGCCUCCAGCCUCCCGCUCUGGACCGUGCUCCUUCACCCAUCCCUGGGGUCCCAAACUUCCCAUGGGACACAGACACCUCUGCAAGGAAAGGCAAGCCCUGGACAAGAUGUGUACGAGGGAUGUCACAGCUCAUGCCACCCCCAAAUUCUGUGCCACCGCUGGAAGCAGAGCCCCAAAUCCACGGUGGCAAACAGGACCCUGUGUUCCCUGCGGCUGGAACCAGCCCUGGGAAGGGAUUCCUGUGCUCGCAGGAGGGAGCAGGGACAGCACAGGACACCGGCACAAAGGCCAGCCCCUUCCCCAGCCCCGAGUUCCCUUCCCCGGGCGCUGUCACACAGGGGUGUGGCUGUGCCCCGUUAGCAGCAGCUGGCACAAACACUCGUGCAGGAGGGUGGAAAAUGCUCCGAGGGAUUACAAAACACCCGCGGUGCUGGAGAUUCCCUGCGGGGCUUCCCCUGGAUGGCCCCUCCAGCCCUUCCCACGCUCUGGCCACCGCACGGAGCCUGAUGUGGGGUUUGUCGUGUCCUCCCUCCAUCCCAGUUAUUCCUCCUGCUCCCAAAAUCCAGACUGGGCUCAAUGGACACCACAAUUUCCUUUCUUUCCCUUCGAAGCUGCUUUUCCAUCACCUCACAGUCCUGCCAGUGGCUUUGUAACCCUUUCCCUGAAACACCCAAGGUACAGCCAAGGGUGGAGGCGCUUGGAUGUGUUUUCCUGUGGGAUUUAGCAAGAGCUGCCUUUUCCUUGGAACUCCCGCCCUUGUUCCCUGUGAUGUCAGCCCUGGGCAGGGAAUGGCCCUUGUGGGGGGAAAGCUCAGGGGGAAGAGCCUCAAUUCUUGGUGGUUAAAACCUGCGAGGAACAGGUCAGACCUUCUGGGGACCUCCUGGAGCUGUGGUGCCUCAGUUUCCUUCGUCUCAGGGAGCUCAGAUGGGAGGAAGGAAUGGGGAAGAUGCUCCAGCCUCACUGCUGGAGCGUGCAGCUGUGGUUUCAAGCUGGCAAAUGGGGCUUCUCUGGGCUGGAGGGAUAAAGAAGGAAGGAAGGGACCAAGAGCAGCAGCAGGGUGAUGGGUAAGGUCAGAAAGGGAAGUCAGC